UGCUGCGUAAUGUCCGUCUUUCUGCUUCAUCUCAAGAGUUUGUUUGAAAUGAACCAAUUUCUCCGGACAGAUUUGUCUAUGGCUGAUUCCGCGUUAUUAACACUGUGUUAAGCGUUAAGACCUUUUAAUAACCCUAACGCCAACCAAGGCAGAAAUGGCUGGCGAGAGUGUGAGUGUGGUGUUUAAGCUGUACUGCCUGACGGUGAUGACUCUGGUUGCUGCAGCAUACACAGUAGCCUUGCGUUACACUCGCACAGUGCAGUCAGAGCUCUACUUCUCCACCACCGCCGUUUGUCUCACUGAGAUCAUCAAACUGUUCCUGAGUCUAGGAAUGCUUGUCCGUGAGACAGGUGGAUGGAGCAGGUGUAAGGGUGUGGUUGUAGAACAGGUUUUUACUCCUGUAGAGUUGUUGAAGCUCAGCGUACCGUCUGUAGUUUAUGCCGUGCAGAACAACAUGGCCUUCAUCGCUCUCAGUAACCUGGACGCAGCUGUCUAUCAGGUGACGUAUCAGCUGAAGAUCCCGUGUACAGCUCUGUGCACUGUGCUGAUGUUAAACCGAUCUCUGAGCCACAUGCAGUGGGGCUCGGUCUUCAUGCUGUGUCUGGGGGUCAUCCUGGUCCAGUGGAAACCUGCUGAGCUCUCUAAGGUCCAGGUGGAGCAGAACCCCAUCGUUGGCUUUGUGGCCAUCGCGGUUCUCUGUUCUGGAUUUGCAGGUGUGUACUUUGAGAAGGUGUUGAAGAGCUCAGAGACAUCUCUGUGGGUGAGGAAUAUUCAGAUGUACCUGUCAGGGAUCGCCAUCACACUGUUGGGUGUGUUCGUGACGGAUGGAUCACAGGUGAUGGAGAAAGGCUUCUUCUUUGGCUACACACCAUGGGUCUGCUUCGUUGUCUUCUUAGCCAGUGUCGGUGGUCUCUACACGUCUGUGGUGGUGAAAUAUACAGACAACAUUAUGAAGGGUUUCUCUGCAGCGGCGGCCAUCGUCCUGUCCACCAUCGCCUCAGUCACGCUGUUCGGCCUGCAGAUCACUGUGACGUUCUCCGCUGGUGCUCUGCUCGUCUGUGUCUCCAUUUACCUGUACGGUUUACCUAAACAGGACACCAGCACCCUGAGCACAGCUAGCAAAGACAAGCUAAUCACCAUGUAAGGGCUGUGGUGUGCAGAUGACUCUCAUGUCUCUUUAACUCUAGUUCAUUUUGUUUCCUUUUCCUGGUGGAGGCGGAGCCUAACCUGGACUGGACAGGUGGAUGUAACCAGGAGCUGUGAAUGUGUUCGUGUGCUUAUUGGGCUUCAAACUAUUCUGUCACUUUUAUUCCCUUUACAGCGUACAGAGUGCACGAGGGCUGUUCACUAAAGUGUUGAACACUCACCUGCUGCAGUGCAUGAUGGGAAAUGAGCCAUGGCCUGGACUUGUUUUCAGUCAUUGUAUUAGACAUUUUGAUGCCAUUUACAUAUUACCAUAUAAGGAUUCUCUCAUUUACAUAUUACACAGUGUUAAUUAUAUAUGCAUCUCUGUCACACACACACACAGACUGUUAGAAGUGUUGAAUAUUUAACAGUUGUCAUCACUGUAACAGUGUUUUGUAUUUUUUGGCAAUAAGUUUAUUAAUGAAUCGUGUAAAAUAAAUCAUGGUGUCAGUAACAUCA
Messenger RNA from Tachysurus vachellii, 1644 nucleotides. It is a transcript of the gene slc35a1, whose product is annotated as solute carrier family 35 member A1. Gene Ontology annotation, molecular function: pyrimidine nucleotide-sugar transmembrane transporter activity. NCBI's taxonomy places the organism in Eukaryota, Metazoa, Chordata, Actinopteri, Siluriformes, Bagridae. The record is from RefSeq and is a predicted model, not a curated record. Gene Ontology annotation, cellular component: Golgi membrane. The coding region runs from base 155 to 1144 and encodes 329 amino acids. The transcript has 8 exons. Gene Ontology annotation, biological process: pyrimidine nucleotide-sugar transmembrane transport.